Messenger RNA from Zonotrichia leucophrys gambelii, 1072 nucleotides. RefSeq names its product mas-related G-protein coupled receptor member B5-like. The transcript has a single exon. Gene Ontology annotation, molecular function: G protein-coupled receptor activity. Lineage: Eukaryota; Metazoa; Chordata; Aves; Passeriformes; Passerellidae. The record is from RefSeq and is a predicted model, not a curated record. Gene Ontology annotation, biological process: G protein-coupled receptor signaling pathway. The coding region runs from base 76 to 792 and encodes 238 amino acids. Gene Ontology annotation, cellular component: membrane.
UUUGACCUGGCUGUUGCCAACCUUCUCUUCCUUUUCUUUGCCAUCCCCACUGCCCUCCUCUUCCUGGUGGAGGAAAUGUCCUGCUCUCCUAUCAUGCCCCUUUGGUACCUGAAUUUCUUUUUCCAGCUGUCAGUGAUCUCCUGCUACUUGGCAUUAUUCCAGCUAAUUCCCAUCAGCAAUGUUCUGUAUAUGUACACACUCUGCUGGCUCUGCUGCCACUGUGACCUUCCCAAAUGCCUGUGGUUGGUGGUGGGAAGUGUCCAAUACUGGGCCUUCUUUGCUCUCUUUGCUGUCAUUCCCACACUGACAUUCCUGUGCCCAUCACACCAGCAGGAGCUCUGCCGGGCAGCUCUCAUCUCCGUGUACACCAUCGCCCUGCUCCUCUUUGUUGUACCCGUGGUCACUUCCCGCACAAUCGUCCUCAUGAAGGCCAAGUGGGGCUCCCAGCAGCAGCAACCCAAGAGGCGCGACAUCGUUAUCCUCAUCACUGUGCUCCUCACUCUCUUUCUCAGCCUCUGGAAUUUCCUGAAGCAGCUUGGUUACCUCACUGUGCCCUUCCAGGUUGUUUUCCUGCUCAACUGCAUCCAUAGCAGCAUCAAACCCUUCAUCUACUUCUUGGCAGGGCAGUGCUGGUGGCCCUGCCCAAUGGGGUACUUCCGGCUCUCCCUCCAGAGGGUCUUUGAGCAGCAGAAAAAAAAAAAAAACGCAGAAAUAACUCUGGCACAGAAACAGCAGUCUGAGCCUGUUGAUCCCUUCCACUGCUCUGCUGAAGGACCUUGGCACAAAGCCUGAGGGUUUCCUUGAGUCACCUGAUGAAUCAAUAUCCACAGGAUCACCCUCCCCAUGGUGCUGUAUUCCUGCAGGAGAAGGGAGCAGGAGCAUUGCCUUGGUUGAUUUUUGUGGGAUGCUCUGCAGGGAGCACAUUGGAGCAUGGCUUUCCUCCUCCCUCCUGGAUCCACAUGGCUCCAAGCAGUGCAGCUGGGCUCAGUGCUGUUCCCCAGCUCUAUUCCCCAUGCAAUGACCCUCAUGGCCUCAGCCCCAGGGAAUGAACUCCAUCUCCUUUGGCUCAGCA